ACCUUUAAUAAAACUUUAUUGCUCUGAAAGAUGUAACUGGUGCUUCAUGGUGAUCCUUAGAAGUGAAAAGUAAAACUGAAACAGAAGCCUGUAGAAAACAAAAGUAAAACAUUCGUAGAUUUACAGUAGCCGGAUAGCUGCUUGAACUGGUGAGAUCUUUGCAGGGAUCGAGACGGAACUAGGCCUUGCUGUGUAUCACUACCGGGUAUCAAACUUCCCCCAUCUGCAGUUCAUCAGUCAGACUCCAGCCUCGAUUGAUUUGGCUCCCAGAUGGCAGAAAAACCAAAACGUUCAGAGACAGAGGUAGGCCACAGCAACUCGCCAGAUGUCUCACUGGGGAUUACAGUCCUGGAGCCGUCUAGUAUCAAUGUCCCACAAUACCAUGUGCACCAGAAGGAUGGUGUGCAGAUCUGCGACAACUUCCUACUAGGGGGUUGCCUGUUGCAGGAGCAGUGUCCACACCACCAUACCCCUUUCCCUUACCACUGGCAGUGGAGGCGCAAGAAAGACUGUGUGUGGCUCAGUUUCAGCUUCUCAGCUCAACAUCAUUUGGAGAGACUCUACUGUGAUCCAAACUUCAGUCAAGCAGAGCUGGUGGACAGGUGGGGCUUUGUCCGUGUAUUAAACUUGGACACAAUGACAUUCAGAGACAUUAUGUUAUAUGAUAAAAUACGCCGGCUCUCCAACAGCAGUGACCCUGCUUGCAAUCCUCACUUCCCUGCAGAGUGGAAGGUUUAUUGGAAAGAACUAGGGAGCUGGAGGGAAUAUGAGGAGCCAGUUGCACAGGAACUCGUGGCUGCUUUUGAGCGGGGCCUAUGGAACCAUGCCUUUUAUCUAGAUGGGCACCUCUAUAAUGUGGACCUCAAAAACCAUACCCAGUGCAAUGUCAGGACAAAGUUCUCCCGUCCUGUUAUACACCGACCAGUCUUACGUUCAUGUGCUAAUAUUGCACCCUAUUUGCGGUCAGUUGCCUCAGCCCUUUGCACCGCAGCAGUCCCUGGGGAGGAUCCUUUGGAUCUGUACUGUGGGUCAUAUCCUGCCGAAUGGGUCCCUCAGCCCUGUGGGGACUUGCCUUUUACAAUGGUCGAAGUGACUCUACCAGAGCUGGCCUACCAGAAGGUGAGCAAGCUCUUCCAUGACUCCUUGCCAGAGGGGAAGGCAUUGGUGCUGUCGAUCUACCGUAUACGCAACAACCAUCUCUGGCAGGCGUAUGUGAGGCAGAAGGUGCUCAUGUGCCAGAACCGCUGUCCAGAGGAUCAACACUCUCUGGAGAAACAUCUUUUCCAUGGCACUGGAGCAGCCCAGAUCAGGUCUAUCUGCGCAAUGAACUUUGACUCUCGCUUGGCAGGGCUGAAUGGCAGCGCUUACGGGAAGGGCAUUUAUUUUGCUAAGAAUGCAGCAUAUUCACACACUUAUGCCCGAGCAACCCAGGACAACGUUCACUGCAUGUUCUUGGCCAAAGUGCUGACAGGCUAUACAGCGAAUGGCAACUCAAAGCUGAAGCGGCCUCCUGUAUGCUACGACUCCUGCACAGAUUGUACCAAAGACCCCAGGAUUUUUGUCAUCUUCAAGAACUGCCAGUGCUACCCAUACUUCCUAAUCUGCUACAAAGAAGUAGCUAAGCCGGUGGCUGUGGAACAAUGAAGAUGUCAGGCCUUCUUCUAUGACUCUCCAAUAUGUCUAGUCCAUGUCAAGCAAUACAUGAUGCUCAGUUGCAUUCAGCACACUAACUUUUUUUUAAUAAAAUGCAGAUGCUGAGACUGCAAUCUACAGUG
Messenger RNA from Heteronotia binoei (common prickly gecko), 1775 nucleotides. RefSeq names its product protein mono-ADP-ribosyltransferase TIPARP-like. Bases 271 to 1644 code for a protein of 457 amino acids. NCBI's taxonomy places the organism in Eukaryota, Metazoa, Chordata, Lepidosauria, Squamata, Gekkonidae. Gene Ontology annotation, molecular function: zinc ion binding; NAD+ poly-ADP-ribosyltransferase activity. The record is from RefSeq and is a predicted model, not a curated record. The transcript is spliced from 5 exons.